Dovyalis caffra is the source of this 363-nucleotide messenger RNA. Lineage: Eukaryota; Viridiplantae; Streptophyta; Magnoliopsida; Malpighiales; Salicaceae. The record is from the annotation of a GenBank genome assembly.
AUGAGUUCUACAUUUCUGGAGAAAGCUAUGCGGAUUGGCAAUGCCUUGUUGGAUGAUGAAACAGAUCAAAAGGGGAUGAUAGAUUAUGCGUGGGAUCAUGCUGUGAUAUCUGAUCGUCUGUACCAUGAUAUUAAGCAUAAAUGCAGCUUCACUUAUACAGUCCCACAUGUGUCAAUAGCACCUCCAGCAAUACCAGACACAGACCAGUUAUUCAAGGCAACAUUGCUCCACAAUUGGUGGCACAAGAGACCUGCUGUUGGCUAUGACCCUUUUGCAUCAGACUACACUGAGAUUUAUAUGAAUAGGCCAGACGUUCAAGAAACACUCCAUGCACCCCUCAAUCAGACUAGCUUUUUUUCUUAG